Brassica oleracea var. oleracea is the source of this 1938-nucleotide messenger RNA. RefSeq names its product BTB/POZ domain-containing protein At1g30440-like. Lineage: Eukaryota; Viridiplantae; Streptophyta; Magnoliopsida; Brassicales; Brassicaceae. Bases 1 to 1938 code for a protein of 645 amino acids. Gene Ontology annotation, molecular function: protein binding. The record is from RefSeq and is a predicted model, not a curated record. The transcript is spliced from 4 exons.
AUGUUGACAGGAAGUAUGGCAUGCAUGAAGCUGGGAUCAAAAUCAGAUUCAUUCAAAAGACAAGGCCAGGAUUGGUUUCGCACAAGUGGACUUCCAACUGAUAUCAUCAUUGAAGUUGGAGAGGUGUCUUUCCAUCUCCACAAGUUUCCCUUGCUCUCAAGAAGUGGAGUCAUGGAAAGAAGGAUUGCAGAGGCGUCUAAAGAAGGUGAUGACAAAUGUCUCAUUCAGAUUUCUGAUUUUCCUGGCGGAGACAAAACUUUUGAGCUGGUCGCCAAGUUCUGCUAUGGUGUGAAGCUCGAACUCACUGCCUCCAACGUUGUAUGCCUCAGAUGCGCUGCUAAGCAUCUCGAAAUGACAGAGGAGUAUGGGGAAGGAAACCUAAUUUCCCAAACCGGAAAGUUUUUCAAUCAAGUCGUCUUCAAAAGCUGGAAAUAUUCAAUAAAAGCCCUUCAAUGCUGCGAUGAGGUCCUCAAGUACGCUGAUGAAUUCAACAUUACCAAGAAAUGCAUCGAAUCAUUAGCCAUGAGAGCAUUGGCAGAUCCAAACUCGUUCGUGGAGUAUGGUGGGCCCAUGCAGAGUCCAGGUGGCAGCGUUUUAUGGAACGGGAUAAGCACAGGGGCUAGACGUGAAGACACUAGUUCAGAUUGGUGGUACGAGGACGCAUCGAUGGUUAGUUUUGCUCUUUUUAAGAGACUUAUCACACUCAUGGAUUCCCGAGGAAUAAGAGAAGAAAUCGUCGCCGGUUCCCUAACCUAUUACACCAGAAAAUACUUGCCUGUCUUAAAACGACGACGUCACAGUGGUAGUUCUUCCAUCACACCUUUGAGCACGGGGAGUGUAUUGUCUGAAGAAGAGCAGAAACACUUGCUUGAAGAGAUUCAGGAGCUUGAUCUUCCCUGUAUGCAAAAAGGUUUACUUCCGACCAAGUUUUUCGUAGACAUGCUUAUAAUCGCCAAGAUUCUGAAAGCUAGUCCGAGUUGCAUAGAGAAUCUGGAGAAGCGGAUAGGGAGGCAGCUUGACCAGGCGACGUUGGAAGAUCUUGUAAUGCCUAGCUUUUCUCAUACUGUUGAGACUUUAUAUGACGUUGACUCUGUGCAAAGGAUCCUGGACCACUUUCUUAGUUGGGAUCAUACUAUGCCCGUAGGGGCUAGCUCCUCGUGUUCUUCAGUAGAUGACGGGAAUUUAAACGAAUCCUCACAGUCAAUGACAGCUGUUGCGAAGCUGAUAGAUGGGUAUCUUGCUGAAGUGGCUCCUGAUGCCAAUCUCAAGCUUCCAAAGUUCCAAGCUUUAGCCGCUUCGGUUCCUGAUUACGCCAGACUCUUAGAUGACGGGCUCUAUCGUGCAAUAGACAUUUACCUAAAGCAUCAUCCGUGGUUAGCGGAAAAAGAAAGAGAGGAUCUUUGUAGGUUGUUAGACUGCCAAAAGCUCUCUACGGAAGCUUGCACACACGCAGCACAGAACGAGAGGUUGCCUCUAAGAAUAAUAGUCCAAGUGCUCUUCAUUGAGCAGCUUCAGCUCAAGGCCUCUGUUGCUGAAUGCCUCCCGGUUUUAGGCAGCCUCGUUGGCCGGUCAAGAAAGUUAGGAAGCGACGGAUUUUCAGGAGAAUCAACCAAAGGAGGAUGGGAAACCGCAGUAAGAGAGAAUCAAGACCUGAAAGUUGGAAUGGACAAAAUGAGAAUGCGGGUUUGCGAGUUAGAGAAAGAAUGUUCAAAAAUGAGACAGGAGAUAGAGAAACUCGAUAAGACAACAAAGGGUGGUGGUGCUUUUGGAAGCGGCAGCAAAACGUGGGAAAACGUUUCUAAGAAACUCGGAUUCGGUAUGAAGCUGAAGUCACAUCAAAUGGACAGUGCUCAAAAAGUAUCCAGCUUAAAGUCUAACAACGAGAAUGUGAAGAUAGAGAAGCUUAAGGAUGUCAAAGAACGUCAAGAGAAGUAUUAG